Messenger RNA from Drosophila yakuba, 2902 nucleotides. RefSeq lists its product as uncharacterized. NCBI's taxonomy places the organism in Eukaryota, Metazoa, Arthropoda, Insecta, Diptera, Drosophilidae. The record is from RefSeq and is a predicted model, not a curated record. The transcript is spliced from 4 exons. The coding region runs from base 1 to 531 and encodes 176 amino acids.
AUGUCAAAGUGGCUGCUUCUUAAAUUUUGGGUGACUUUACCAAUGAUAUGUUUGGGCCAUGUAACAUUUACCAACCUUAACUGCAGUUCGCAUGACUUGGACUUUAUGAGUUUUCCCACGUGUCGCAUUAAGGCGGUUAACCGAACCCAUAAGUAUAUAAGUAUAUACGCGAAAAUAAAUCAGCUUCCCAUUGUUGAAGUUAGGGUAAAUGUUAAAUACAAACGCUUUGAUAAUGGAUACAAGCCAUUUUUUUUCGAUCUAUCCUACGAUGGCUGCCACUUCUUGAAAAACCAGAAAAAUAUAUUUGUUAAAACGUUAUAUAAAACUUUCCAACGCAGUUCUAACAUGAAUCACACCUGUCCCUAUAAUCAUGAUAUAAUAGUGGAUAAACUCUUUACCGGAAAUCUCGAGGAGGAAUACGGAAGAUUUAUAGUAAUACCAAACGGAGAUUAUGCAAUAUACACCGAGUGGAUCGUAAGUAAAGUUGCACGAGCAUCAGUAAAAAUAUAUUUGAAUAUAUUGAAUAAGUAAAGGUCAUCAUCUAAGGUUUUAUUGAUGCCAAACUAAGCAUUUAUAUACAUACGUCUUAAUAAUGUUUCUAACUUACCUGUUUUGUUCCCUAUAAAGUCAUAAAAGUUGUAUUGAUUGUGUUGAAAUGAUUUAAACCGGAAUUGUUUUUUUAUUACAUUUCUGCGCCGGCUUAGUCUCUGUUUAAUUUCAUUUAACCUGGACCAGAAUUUUUCGUAGGUAGGUAUUUUUCCAGGAACGUCUGAAAGCAUCACUCGAAAUAAUUCAUCAAAAAGCGUGCGUAAGAGGAAGGAGGGUCCAUUCAUUAAUAAUAAAUUAAACAUAUUCCCUGGCACGCCUUUGCCAGUCCCGGCGAAACCAGCUCUCCUCAUCCGUCUGGUUUCUGGGGAUUCUGGAAUGGUUCUUGUGGAUGAGGGCACUCAUCCCCCAACAUCGUUGCUGUUUUUGCUCGCCUAAUGACCUAGAAUACAAAUUCAGGCUACCUCCAUUCCCCGUCCGCCGAUUAGUGAAAUCCCAGGGCUACGGCUAUCAAGGCUGCCAAGUCAUCCACAGGCAGUCGCUGAAACGGAAGCUAAUCGCUUGACUAAGUUCCUUAGUGCCCCCACUCACCAGCAUGACCCAAUCUUUAGCGGAUUGCGUAAUAUAUACAGACGGGGUCAACAUAAUAGCGCAAUUAUGAGGGCAAUUAAGGGGCUGGCAAUUUAUCUAUUGGGAAGUAAUUGUGGAAUUACAUAUUUAUCUACAACUUAAAGUUAUUUAUGCCGAAGCGUGUCUUACUUAAGGAAGUCACCGAUUUGAAAUACAAGUAGUGGAUUUUAUGUAUAAAUAUACAUAUUUAGUUCUAGGUAGUGGGUCCGUGCAGGGCUAGUUCUUGAGUUGGAGUAUUUAAAGCUGAAAGAAUGCAUCUAUAAGUGCUCAGCUCUAUCCACCUGGCAGCCACUGUAUACACUGUAUGUGUGCAUUGCAGAUGCCGACGGUCAAGGUGGAAGCUUUGUGGCUUCGACUGUUUGUCUGUCGGAUUAUAAAUGAUUUGCCAUUAAUUUUACGCAAAUGCCAGGGGCAGGCAGACAGAAAGCAGACCGGGAGAACAUUAACAUUUGGCAUUGGGCAGGCAGGUAGUCGGCCAGUCAAACAGAAGUGAAUAAUCAAUAUCAUUUGAUUACAUUGAUAACGCUUUUUUGUGCCGCUUUUUUUCCAUUUCUAUUUUUUUGCGGUUUUGUUCUGGGGCCUUACUUUAUCGCACUGCGAUUUCGAUAUCCAAAUGCUUUCGUCACUGGCGGCAUGGCCGAAUGUCUAGACGUUAGCUCCAUAAAUGUAUUAUUGCCUCAUUUUGCUUUUGCUUUCCAUGCGCUACACUUAGUCCCGAGCAAAUAAAGCGGGUAUAGCGCCUACAGCAUGCGACUUGUUACAAUGUGCUGACAUUUGUGUAGUACCUAUAGGAAGUUGGAAUGCUUUCACUAAAUAACACCUCUAGACUUUUUAGAUAACAAUAUCCGAAAGGUCGCAUUUACGAGAAGUUUGAGUUAUUUAAUAGUGAAGAGUAUCUUGACUUGGCUUUCGCAUAAAUACCAAUUUCUUUGUAUUGUUUUCGGCGCAAGAUUUGUUGUCUUUUUUAGGCUAGUGAUUUGAAUAUUAUUGAACGUCGUCUGGCUGACGUCGCGACGUCAGAGCACUGACGCAUACGGGAAUCGGUAGGAAUAGCCAUAACCCGUAACCCAUACCCCGCAACCAAUACCCGAUACCCAGCACCAAUGGCGGCCAAAACAAUGCAGCUGAAGUCGAAGGAAGUCGCAGAUGAUCAGAGGCCUCGAAUGCCGCUGGCGACAGUUGCAGUCGAUGUGGAAAAGGGUGUGCAUUCGGUCAGGAUGUGUGUGCCUCCUUUUCCCUUGCGAUAAUAAAGACAACCCAUUUUUUUGUGCUGCAUAUUAAGCCGAUGAAAUGAAGCGCAAACUGAUUGUGCUCGUUUUCUGCUUAUGGUGGUGGGGUUAUGGUCAAAACGAUUUGCUGGACAUGGCAUUAAUACCAGUGUCCCCGCCCCUGGGAUCUGCGGGUCCUUCUGGACUCCAUUCCCACCUUUCACAUGUAAGUGCAGCUCAGGGCGGCAACUACAAAAGGCGGAAAGCGACGACAGACGACGACGAUGACGACGACAACGUUUUGAGUAUCUGUAUCUGCCGCUCUGCCACAGCCACUGAUAACAACUGGAGCGGCAAAUCAAGAGGGGAGGUCGUGUUCCACUCUGAAGACUCAGAUACACUUGCGUAUCAUGUAACAAAAUGUUAUGUCAACAUAUAUUUUAUAGGCAGUCACUAAGUUAUUUUUUUUUAAAUUAAUUAUUAAACUUCAAAUUUCUUUUAAAGUUCAGACAGGGAUU